Messenger RNA from Misgurnus anguillicaudatus (oriental weatherfish), 1373 nucleotides. The record is from RefSeq and is a predicted model, not a curated record. NCBI's taxonomy places the organism in Eukaryota, Metazoa, Chordata, Actinopteri, Cypriniformes, Cobitidae.
UUCCAACUAACUUUCAUUUUCAAACCACAACAGGUCACUCAAGCACGAUGCUGCCGACGACAUUCGCAGCCCCGGAUUAUACCCUUCCCAGCUCUUCUGCACAAACUAAAUCACCAUACUCUCUCUUCACAGCUACUCCGUUGCCCGUGGCGUCCAACGCAGUUACCAUGGAACCCCCACAGGUAUCUAAAAACAUCUGUGCUCUGAUCCUCUCAGAAAUUCAGGAUGCUGGCUCCAGAGGCGGACAAAUCCCCAACUUCAGUACCUCACUAUUCGCGACCGAUAUUCCCAUAACCCACCCGCUAAAACCCCUCCUCGAUGCAUCGCUCGAUGCCAUCCUCCGAGCAGUGUCUCCAAGGACCCUCCAAUCUUACGUGACCGCUUGGAGAAACUUUAGAGCAUUCCACAUCUCCUAUAACAUGCCGUUCCCCGAUUUCUCUCUCCUUUCUAUCACCUCAUUUAUUUCCCACCUUAAUACCAUUAAAGGCCUCCAAGUAGGAUCCAUUAAAGGGUACCUGAGCGCCAUUCAGUUUUUCCAUAAACUAAUUUACGGCACUCCCUCGCAGGAGAUAAAUAAUUCUCAAACCUCCCUCCUGCUUAAAGGUAUUCAAAGAUACCAAAUCCACCCGACCCGACCCGACACCAGACAACCGAUAACAUUAGACAUCCUCAACAAAUGCAUUCGUACCCUCCGCACAGGCUACCAACUUCUCAAUACCGCACGAACACUCGACUCCAUGUUCAUCCUAGCCUUUUUCAGCUUUCUUAGAUGCUCAGAACUUGCUAUUACUUCUAAAUUCAACCCAAGAAACAAUCCCACUAUCUCAGACUUAUCAGUACUAGAUGGAGAAACAAUCUCCUUUUUGAUUAAACAAAGUAAAACUGACCAAACCAAAAAAGGCCAUUUUAUCUAUAUUUUUAACCUUCCGUCGCCAAUCCAUCCAUACCAGUCAGUUCGGGCAUAUCUUCAAUGGAGAAGCUCCCAAGCCAAAUCUCCUGCAGAACCCCUGUUCAUAGACGAAUCAAAUAAACCCGUGACGCGCUUUUGGUUCCAGAAACACCUCAAAUCUGUCCUCCAGCAGUCAGGUUUCCCAACAGAGUGCUUUUCAAGCCACUCAUUCCGCAUAGGGGCCGCAACUUCAGCAGCCCAAAAAGGCCUUUCCCAACAGCAGAUCCAAGCUCUUGGGAGAUGGUCCUCAGACGCUUUCCAAAGCUACAUCAGGACCAACCGUUUUCAUAUCAAAAAAGCCCACCAAAGCCUCAUUGACUAAAACCCUCUGGGCCACUCAGCAGGGUUAGCGAGCAUUGGUCUCCCAGAUGACACAGCGAGAAAUCUCCUGGGCAAACAUUAAUUUUUCUUUUCUGUUUUUCAG